This is a messenger RNA of Macadamia integrifolia, 4752 nucleotides long. RefSeq lists its product as uncharacterized. The transcript is spliced from 2 exons. Gene Ontology annotation, molecular function: RNA-DNA hybrid ribonuclease activity; nucleic acid binding. Lineage: Eukaryota; Viridiplantae; Streptophyta; Magnoliopsida; Proteales; Proteaceae. Bases 1 to 4752 code for a protein of 1583 amino acids. The record is from RefSeq and is a predicted model, not a curated record.
AUGGUGAGUAAUGCUGGAAGAUCCUCCGCUCAGCCAAUGCACGGAUCUCUUUCCUUCUCAAGAGCUGCUGUUUUAAGACAGUCUACGCCUAAUAGCAUAUAUGGGAAUCUUGAAAUCAUCCUUCCCUUGGAAGACAAUUCUGAGAAGGAAGGGAAUCUGCCAAGUGGCAAUGGGAUCAUUCCAAAUCAACUUUUUGAAGGAAGUUCUAAGGAGUACUUGGUGGAAGAUAACAGCUCUGAGGCUAGCUCACCCCAUGGGCAGUGCAAUCCUCCAUCUAGCAAGGUAGACCAGCAACUUAUGGACCGUCCUAUGGUGGACAACCCAUUGGGCGGAACUGAAUAUGGACCCGACCCAGCAGACUCUGCAAGCUCCUCGUCCGAACAUGACUCUCAUCCUUUCAGGGAAGAGAGAAACCAGAAAGGCGCUGAGAUUGAAGCUCCUAACAUAGGUAGGGCCCCUGUGCCUCGUACUCUCAGGCCUCGUAAGAACAGAGCAGUGAACAUUGGUAGACGGGGAGGCUGCCGGAAGACUCACGCUGGCAGAGGAGGGCGCGAUCAUGAAUGGGAGGGCCCUGAGCAUGUUGUUUCAGACUUGUCUCCAUCACAUAUUGUGGGAGGAAGGGUGAUAGUCCAACACCAAGAAGUGACAGCAAUUGACAGUUUUCUUCGAGAUGUGGAAGAUAACUCUAAUAGACCUGUGCAUGAAGGUGGAAUGCUGGGGCAGACUUCAAUGCUGGUCAUCUGGAUGCCACAAAUAAGUGAUUUGAUGAAGGUCCUUUUCUGGAAUAUUAGGGGCAUCAAGAAGGUGGUCGGAAGACGGGCCUUGAGAGAGUUGAUUAUUCAGAAGGAUCCAGACCUUCUGUGUAUCGCAGAACCAAUGAUAGGUACCUGUGACUUUCCCAAUUUGUUUUUUAAUAAACUAGGCUUUUACGGUGAUUUUAUUCAUAACAAUAGGCUCAAUAGAAUUCCAAAUCUAUGGAUCCUGUGGAGAAGAAAUUUGAAGGUCCCUGUUUCUGUUUCUAAGUCUGAACAGCAUGUUACAAUUGCUUUGGAUUGGGGUAUGAGCCAUAUCCAGAUUUCCUUUGUUCAUGCUAGCAGCUUUAGGGCGGGGCGAAGAGCUUUAUGGAUGGAUUUGGUGGCUGAUACUCCUCAAACUCCUACUCCUUGGACUGUUAUUGGUGACUUUAAUGCAUGCCUUCAAUCUCAUGAGAAACGUGGCCCAGGAAAUUUCAGUUUGGGGUCGGCAACAGAAUUUGGAGCCAUGGUUGACGCAUGUCUUCUAUCUCAGGUGCCCUCGAUGGGCAGGAAAUUCACCUGGACAAACAAUCGAUGCCGAGGUAAUGUCUGUGCUGUUCUGGAUAGAGGUUUUUGUAACGAAGAAUGGAUAUCCUUUUUUCAGGACUGUUCUCAACAGGUCCUUCCUCGGUUUGCCUCUGACCAUUCCCCUCUGCUUGUGGUCUCAAGUAGCAGCCAGCGCCCUCCAAAUUGCCCCUUUCGAUUUAAUAAUUUUUGGACGGAUCAUGAGGACUUCGAUAGGGUUGUAGCUGAAUCCUGGGCGGAGUGGGUUCCAGGGUCACCUAUUUUUUCCCUAAUGUCUAAACUCAAGCGGCUCAAAGGGGCGUUAAAAGGUUGGGCGAAACAGACCUUUCCCCAUUUUGAAAGGGGUCUCGACGAGGCAAAGAAAAAUCUCACCCACGUGCAGGAGGAGAUUGACAGUAAUGGGUUGUCGGAUCAACUGUUCCGAAUGGAGGCUGAUGCUAAAACGGCUCUUCUCAAGGCGCAAGAGAAUCAUGAAAAGCUUUGGGCAGAAAAGGCGAGACUCAGGUGGUUGACUUAUGGGGACAGAAAUUCUAAGUUUUUCCAUCUAUCUGCUAAAAUGCGAAGAAAUAGAAAUACUAUCCGAUUCCUCAAAAAACAGGAUGGGUCGAUUGUGGAAGGGCAAACUAAUUUGGGUGAGUAUAUUGUGGAAUUCUAUGAGGGAUUUCACAAAAAUGCUCCUACAGUCGAUCAUCUUGAUCUUUUGGACAGCAUUCCGAGGGUUCUCCAACAAGUAGACAUAUUUCAUCUAGACUCUCUUCCUGGUAAUGCAGAGAUCAUGAAGGCGGUCUGGGCGCUUGAUCCUGAAAGCUCGCCUGGCCCAGACGGCUUCUCUGGAAAAUUUUUCAGGAAGUGUUGGAGCAUUGUGGAAGGUGAUGUUUGUAAUGCGGUGAAAGCCUUCUUCAGGACUAGUCGUAUGCCUAAAGGUGUUAACAAUACUUUCCUAAUUCUGAUCCCUAAAGUGGACGGAGCUGAGACUCUGGACAAGUAUCGACCAUUGUGUAUGAGCAAUUUCUUCUGCAAAAUAAUUUCUAAGGUGCUGGCUAUGCGCUUAGAGAGAUUUCUCCCCAGGCUCAUUUCGGAAGAACAGGGAGCUUUUCAAAAAGGGAAGCUGAUCCAUGACAACAUUAGUGUGGCAUCCGAGUUGGCGAACUUGAUGUACUCUGCCACGAGAGGGGGUGGCCUUGGUAUAAAAAUAGACAUCAGAAAGGCAUACGAUACGAUUUCUUGGUCUUUCCUCUUUAAGGUGAUGGAAAAAUUUGGAUUCUCAAAAAAUUGGAUCACAUGGCUGCAUCAAUUAUUGGCUUCAACUAAGAUUUCUGUUCUUGUCAAUGGAGGCCCGCAGGGCUUCUUUGGCGUGGAGCGAGGAUUGAGACAGGGAGACCCUAUAUCCCCCUUGCUUUUUAUCAUGGCGGAAGAGGUUCUCUCUCGAGGCCUGACGAGAUUGACCCACCAAAAAGAUAUUAUGCCCAUUUGUGGCCCUAAAGGCGUUGCAACCCCUGGACACAUCUUAUUCGCCGAUGAUAUCUUUAUCUUCUCGAAUGCUUCAUCCAGGUAUGUGGCUAACCUUAAAAAUUUUCUUAUGAAAUAUCAGGAGUUCUCUGGUCAACACAUCAGCUUCGAGAAAAGCAAGCUCUUUCUAGGGAAAAUUCCUCCAACUCGUAAGCAAGCCAUCGCUGAGACUUUGGGCAUCCCCAUUUGCAGCUUUCCAACUCGAUACCUUGGUGUUGAGAUAUUCAAGGGAAGAAUCACAAAGGAGGCAUUUCUGCCUGUGUUGGAUAAAGUAAAGGGGCGCCUUGCUGGAUGGAAAGGUAAACUUUUGUCGAUGGCGGGCAGGGUGGAGUUGGUUAGAUCAGUCAUAUCCGGUAUUCCUAAUCAUAAUUUUGGGAUCUAUUGGUGGCCCUCUGCUCUCCUUGUAACCAUGGAAAGAUGGAUGAAGAACUUCAUCUGGACAGGGGAAGUGGAUACCUCAAAACCAAUUACAGUGAAGUGGGAGUCUGUUUGCAAACCGAAGGAAGAAGGGGGUUUAGGUAUCAGAAGACUCAGAGACACGAACAUGGCAAUGCUGUGUAAAUUGGUAUGGAGAAUAAAGCAUGAGAAAUCUGCUGCCAAUUCUUUUCUUAGAGCCAGAUUUGUGAAAAAAGAUGGGUCAUUUAAUAGAGGUUGUCGGCCGUCGUCUAUUGCUCUGGGCAUCAGAAAGGUGUGGAAAACUGUGGAGGCAAACGAACGUUGGAUUAUUGGGAGAGGCGAUCUAGCAAAUUUCUGGAAAGACAAAUGGUGGGGCCCUAGGUCUAUUCUUGAGGAGAUUCAGACUCCUGACCUCCCUCCCCUCCCUUGCAAUGCUAAGGUUUGUGAUUUCAUCAGGAAUGGCGAAUGGUCACUUCCAGAGGUCCGCUCUCACUCUCUCAGACAAAUUUUCCUUGCAAUUAAAGAGGUGAAGAUUCCCAGUGCCCAAAUUGAGGACUUAUGUAUAUGGCAGCUAUCUCCUCUUGGUUCUUUUACUACAUCGUCAGCGUGGGAGGAUAUUAGAAGAGUUGCUCCGGCAGUGCAUUGGAACUCUUUGGUUUGGCACAAUAACCUCCCUCCAAGAAUUGCUACUUUUGGAUGGAGACUAGCUCAUGAGAGACUCCCAACGGACGAGCUUAUAAGGAAAAAAGGAAUUUUCCUAGUCUCUCGAUGUAGCCUCUGUGAGCAGUACGAAGAAAGUAUGGAGCAUAUUUUCCUUCACUGUCCUUUCUCCAGAGAUAUUUGGGAGAAAUUCACUUCUUGUUUCGCAAUUCGAUGGUCUGAACAUGAGUCAAUUGAUAGCUUAUUUCAGUGGUGGAAGAGGAAAUCAAGAUCGAUCAAUUUAAAAAACUCUUGGAUGAUAGGGCUUACCAUCAUUGCUUCUCAAAUCUGGAGGGAAAGAAAUAUCAGACGGUAUGAAGGAAAAAAGAGGAAUGGGAUCUACUCAUUUCAAUACAUCUGCCAGGAUCUUGCUCUAUAUGCAGGGACUUCUAAGGGUGAAGUGAAAUCGAUUGCUGAUAUUUUGUGUUGCAGAAAACUGGGGCUGAAGAUUGAUAACCCAAAGAUUGUGCCGCCGCUGGAAGUUCAUUGGUCUGAAUUUAGCGCUGUCAUGGAAGCAAUAUUGGUUGCUAUGAAUAUGAACGCAAGGGGCUUGUGGAUCGAGUCGGACUCCGCAGCUGUAGUGGCUGCAACUCAGAAGAUGCAUAUCCCUUGGUUUGUUUUACAAAAAUGGCGGUUUGCUCUCCCAUUCCUUCAGUCCAUUACAUGGAAAAUCACCCACUGCUUCCGUGAGGCGAACACUGUGGCAGAUUUUUUGGCAAAGAAGGCAGCAAAAUCGGGAGCCUCUGACUACUCCACCACUUUUCCCAGUCAUGUAUUAGAUGAUUUAGAAAAUGAUGCCUCGGGUAGGCAUAGUUUUCGCUUCUGCUAG